This is a messenger RNA of Thlaspi arvense, 1784 nucleotides long. Lineage: Eukaryota; Viridiplantae; Streptophyta; Magnoliopsida; Brassicales; Brassicaceae. The record is from the annotation of a GenBank genome assembly.
GUCUAAUCCAAAUUCGGGAUAAGAAUAGUGUAAAACCCACUCUUGAGUCUCUUGAACCCACCCAGACCAGAGAGAGUGGGAGAAAGAAGGCUCUCUUUCUUAUCUUCUUCCUCCUCCAAUGUCGAGAGGACCAGGUCGUUUGGUGCAGAACGUGAAACAGUUCGCUGAUGCUCAGUUCAAACACUUCUCCACUCGUUACGGACAACAAGUCAUAGAGAUUCUCGAUUUCCCAAUCAAGCUUGUCUUGUCUCCUAUCACUCUCGCCUUCGACAUCGCUGGCUCUGCACCUCGCGGUUUUGGCAUCCCUGAAUUCAUCUCCAAAAUCUCCUAUCUCUCUGUUUUCGCGGUUGCCACGCUUGGCACUUAUGACAUUGCCUUGGAUUUGGGAAAGAAAGUCAUAUGCCAAAGGGAUUGCAAAACAUGUAAUGGGUGGCAGGCAUUACGGUGCACCAUGUGCAAAGGAACAGGGAGUGUUCAUUACCAGAUCAAAGAUUACAACUUGAGAAGUGGAGAGAAACCAACAGCAGAUUGUAUCGCAGAUGCCAUAGUUGACAAUCGAGCUGAGCUGGUUCAUCUUCCCUCCUCCAUCAACCUUAGUGCACUAUUGCCAUCAAAAGACUGUCCAACUUGCGAUGGAACAGUGCUUGUCUGUGUGUUAAGGAAGAACGAGAUAGGCUUAUAUAAUUUGAUGGAACAUCUACUGAUAUUGCAGGGUGUGAUGAGCUGUUGUGAGUGCAAGAACAAGCUGCAAGUCAGGAUCUCAGCUGACGAUAUCAUGGAACCUCCAUGGAAAGCCUACAAUGUGCUGAGGAAGAUGGAUUAUCCCUACGAGCACAUUGUUCACAGCAUGAAAGAUCCCAGCAUCGCAAAUUUCUGGUUGAUCACUAUGCCUCAGAUUGUGGGUGGGUUUGAUUAUGAUGAAGAUGUCAAGAGGAAAAUAUGGUUGCAAUACGAGGAAUCUAUGCGAUAUGAUCAACUUCGAGACUUGGUGGCUAAGCGAAACCCAGGCUGGGAAUAUUUACAAGAUGCCUUAAUCUCCAUUGAUCCUGUCCGUGCUCGAGAAGACCCCGUCAUAGUGAAGAAUGUUCCUUUUUACAAGGCUAAGAAAGCACUGGAGGCUGAAGUCACAAAGCUUAAUCCACCUCCUCGUCCUCAGAAUUUUGGUACCGGAGGCAUUAGUUCAGAACUAAGAGAUGAAGAUGUACAGGAUCUUAAUCUUCCAUUGAAUACUUCCUCUUGGAGUGAAGAGGAUCUCAAGAACCCGGCGAAGCUGUACGAGAAGACAGUUCUUCUCAAUGCUCAAAGAGAAAUCGCAGACAAAAUCUUGGAUGCACAAUGGGAAGCUAAAUGGCGUCAAGAGAAGGUGGAGGAAAUGUUGGAGGAGAAAGUGAGACCCUUUAUCAAAGACUCAAGCAUGUCUGUUCUUCCGCAGUCCAUCUUGUUAAAGCCGCACAAGCAAAAUCAAAAGGUAGCAGUUGAAUUAGUUGACACUAAAUUAAGGGAAACCGGCAAAGGAAGUGGUGGUUCUUUUAAACAUCACAGUGUGUCGGAACGAAUCUAGAUAAUUGGAAUUACAAUCGAGUUUGUGAUGAAAAUAUGUUUUGUGAUAUGUAUUAUACAUUUAAAACCAGCGUCAACUUUAUUUUAAAAGAAAAGAAAAAGAGUUGUUGUUUUUUGAAAGACACUUGACCGGUUCAUCGCGUAUUACCACGUGUACAGCGGUUCUUUUCCGUGUCACGAUGAUCUGUCUCUCAUGCUUUUCCAAUCAAUCAGUCUCUUUGAAU